Messenger RNA from Pelagomonas calceolata, 1263 nucleotides. The record is from the annotation of a GenBank genome assembly. Lineage: Eukaryota; Pelagophyceae; Pelagomonadales; Pelagomonadaceae.
AAGCCAGCCGCACUUUGGCUGCUUGAUCGCUGCGACAGCCUCUCCUACGCACUCCUGAAUUUACGCAGGACUUGUCUGCAGUACUCCAGUCCAGCGAAGCCAUUCCUUCGGCGCCGCAGAGGCUCAAAGUUCGAAAUAAGGACCUACUGGUAAAAAGACUGCGGGAGCCAUUGCAAGCCGCACAAAUCGUUUGUAACCAUGGCCGACACGCCGCGCGACGCCGACGACGGACGAGACACAAUGGAGCCCAAAUCGAGCCCCCCCGAGACGCAGCGGCCAAUUGUGGUACCAUUGGGCGCGCACCAGAUGCUCCGAGAUGAAUUUACCUGUCCGAUAACGAGGCAGCUCAUGCGCCAGCCGGUCAUUGCAAGUGACGGCCACACCUACGAUCGGCAGGCCAUCGAGACCUGGUUACUCACGCACGACACGUCGCCCAAGAGCGGCGAGGUGCUUUCAUCGAAUGCCUUGGUGCCGAAUCACAACCUCAAGAGACUCGUGGACGACCUGGUGCGGGAGGGCGGCGCCGGGUUGUACGAGAAAUGUGAAGAAAAAAUUGAGCGGCACGCGUGCAUCGAAAAAGAACCUGUACUUCUCUUAAAAUGUCUGGGCCCUGCCGAAUCCGAGUGGCACGGGCGGACCUUCGAGGUGCGGUCCGAAGGAUGUAUUGGGGGUCGACGGCGGGGCGACGACGACACGACACUGUUCAUGGCGUUUGGGGACGCGACAGUGAGUCGACGGCAUUUCGAGAUUUCCAGGCAAGGCGACGGGUUUUACGUGAGCGAUCUGAAGAGCGCGUCGGGCACCUUCACGCGACUACGCGCGGAGCAUGCUUUGCGAACCGGAGAGGUCUUCCUCGUGGGCAAGCACCAGUUGCGCGUCGUCUCUGUGGAAUCGAACCCGCCGCAUUUGGAAUUGCAAUGCGUCCAGCCCGAGGGCUCGCCCCUACAGCAUCAGGUCUUCGAUGUCGGGACAGCUGGCGCCACUCUGGGUAGGAAGGCGUCGCACGUGAUCGCGUUCUCGCGGGACGUUGAUGGGACGCCAGUGGGUGUUGAUUCCUCUGUAUCGAACGAGCACGCCACGAUCACUUACGAUGUUGGGAAAGGGGGCUUCGUGCUGAGGGACGCGUCUUCCACAAACGGCACGUGGGUCCGUUUGCGAGAGGAGCGCGUGCCCCUAUCGUCGAACGACGAACUAUUGGUCGGGUCGAUCCGCUUCCUGUGCACGGCCACGGAGACGAUCGUCGAGCGAGACAUGUAAUAAUUU